CUCGAACUCUACAAGCAAAAUGGACGCAGCCAAAGACGCGUUUGAAGCGACACAGCGAUCCGUAGGCCAUCUCGUCGUUGGACUCCAGGAGCUCAAGUGGGAGGACGUUCCGCAAAAGGCCAAAGAGCAUAUUAAGAACAAUCCCAAGAUGAGCGCUUUCCAAGCUCUUUCCGUUCUACUGCUAUUGGUCCCUGGGCUUGUCGUUGGGCCUGUGCUUGCUGCUAUGGGUUUCGGUAGCGCUGGGCCGCUUGCAGGGAGUGCUGCUGCCGCCUAUCAGUCUGCGAACGGUGCAACGGCCAUCUUCAGUACGUUGCAAAGCGCAGCUAUGGGUGGUUACGGCGUGGCCGCCGUGAACGGCGUGGUGCAAGGCACUUCCGCCGUGCUUGCUUUUGGGACAGGACUGAUGAGGGUCUUUCGCGGUGAAGGUGCUGAAGAAGCUAAGGUAGCAAGACCGGAACAGCAACCUGAGAAGCGCUCUUGAUGCAUAAAAAAAGACGUGCGAGACCAGGUUUCGGGAAUUAGCUCGCGACGUACCUCCUGGCGUUGCUCGCUACAUGUCGUUGCGGCUAGAAGCUGCUUUGUCCCGGUAGGAGGUAAUAACUCGUGAAAGUAGAAAGCUGCUGCUUCGCUAUAUCUGAC
Molecule: messenger RNA, 639 nt
Organism: Sphaerulina musiva SO2202
Lineage: Eukaryota; Fungi; Ascomycota; Dothideomycetes; Mycosphaerellales; Mycosphaerellaceae
Exons: 2
Coding region: 20-481 (153 amino acids)
Cellular component (GO): membrane
Source: RefSeq, a predicted model, not a curated record